Molecule: messenger RNA, 567 nt
Organism: Rhodotorula graminis WP1
Lineage: Eukaryota; Fungi; Basidiomycota; Microbotryomycetes; Sporidiobolales; Sporidiobolaceae
Exons: 5
Coding region: 103-501 (132 amino acids)
Biological process (GO): late endosome to vacuole transport via multivesicular body sorting pathway
Cellular component (GO): endosome; Vps55/Vps68 complex
Source: RefSeq, a predicted model, not a curated record
CACCUCGCCCAGGCGCCCUUUGCACACCUCCAGCACAUUUACACAGCCUCGCCAACCCUCGUCAACCCCGACCUCGCCUCCUCGACUCGGCUCGGCUCCACCAUGACAGACUCGCGUGCAGGGCUCAAGACCCUCAUCACGCUCUCGUUCGUCCUGUCGCUCUCGUUCCUCCUCAUCAUCCUGUCGUGCGCCCUGUGGGGCAACUGGCUUCCUCUCCUCACCGCCAUCCUCUUCACCCUCGCGCCCCUGCCCAACUGGCUCUUCUCGCGCUGCGCCGGCGCCGACGACUUUAGCGCCGAGUACUCGUCGGGCCCGGUCGACUUUGGCCACUUUCUCACGAGCUGCUUCCUCGUGAGCGGCGUCGCGCUGCCGUACGUGCUCGCGCACGCAGAGGUCAUCCACCAGGCCGCGGCGUGGAUGAGCGCAGCGGGGGGCUUGAUCGGCUACGCGACGAUCAUCACCUACUCGCACUUCUUUGCCAUCCAGCUCGACGAGUUCUGAAACAGUGUAGGAUGCGGGCCGGGCGAGGGAGCAAGGGCGUGCAACGUCGAGUCUAUCUCACCUCUC